AUGGAAUCUCAGGACGGAAUUUCCGUCCGGCCUAUGAGGCUGAAGGUGCUUUACACAUUCGACGAUGCCAACAAGACAAAUUGUCUGGCCCGGUGGCCUCAUCUUCUCGAUGUCCAGACUGCUGCCCUGGACGAGAAGACACAAAUUGGGGUUAUCGAGCUGAAGACUUGCAUUCAAGCCAUUGUCUCCGCCAGUCCCGAAUUGGUUGCGAAACUGGGACAAGAUUACACCGUUUAUGCCUACGAUUACUCAGAAUAUGAGACGCCUUUGGUUGGACAGGGAAUGUUAUCAUGGGUUCUUGCUUCGGCUUCUCCCACGCCAAAUGCCCCGGCCCAUCAAUCUGAAACCAUGGUCACUGGUCGCGUCUGCAAAAAUGUGCUGGGAUUGUUCUCGAAGGGUGCUCAGGAGACACUGGAGGUGAAGUUGCGCUUGGUACCCGUUCCCACGGUCAUGCAGAGUGAAUACCUGGAAAGCAUGCGGAGGUAUCGGGAGUUGAGCACCGUUAUUCCUCACGAAUUCGAUGCGCAAGCGUGGACCAACUUCUUGCGCCAAACCGGGUUGAUGACCCCCUCUAUCACCCAGCAACCGGAACGGACGGAAUCGCCCUUGGACCACUCCGGAAUUGAGCGUUUUCAUCAAUUACUUAGCGAGAGCUCGACGCCAAGGGAAAUUCCACCUGUCUCUGCACAUGGGCCAUAUCGAUCUGUAUCACCUUCGCAGUCCGCCUUGGCAGCUGGAAGCAGAGUAUCCACCCCUGGGGGCCAACGAUCACAAUAUCAGCAGGAGCAACUUUCUCAGCCGAUACAGCAACAGUCACAGCAACCCCGUUUGGACCGCUCGCAGAGUGAUAUCAUUCGUCCGUCUUCUAGCGCUUCUAUGCGUGACUCGGACUUUGCUAUUCAAUCUCGGUAUGCCAGUCGCAGGGGAUCUAUUCAAUCGGGCUACGGUAGCUGCGAGGAAUCUGGAGAGUCCCAACCUCGAAAACGUGCUAAGCUGUAUCGAGCGGAAUGGCCCGGGAAGUCGGACUUCAACAUCGAGAGGCAGCCCAGCUCCCUGCGGGUAGCUGCAAGUACAGCUGCUUCUGUUCGUAUUCACCGCCCCACGCCAAUCAACCCGGCUAUUGCUGCUGCUCAGAGCUCCCAUGAAGAACCGAGCAACCACUACGAGUCUCCGUAUAACGCCAGCGAUGACCAGACUCCCAUUGAAUUCAACACGCAAUCCCCAGAGGAGUCUCGCUACCAAGGUCUUUUCGAGCCUUCAUUCAGCAUGCCGUCCUCGCCCCCUGUCUUGGACUGCAGCUUCCCAACCCGCUCCAGCCCAGUUCUCCCACCUAUGGUCACUGAUCCUGAUUCUGGAUUCAUGAGUGGUGGCGUAGAAGAGCUUUUAGAUGACGACAUCGGCACACCGUUGGAAGAUUACACAAGGCCUGUGACGAAUGACACUGCCAGUGAGAAGCGGAGAGAUCACUCGGCAGUGCAGGCCAGUUCACCUGUUGGCGCUCGCCUGAGCCAGGAGACCCGAAAUGAGAAUGUCCAUGUUGGUGAUGAGUCACAAGGACAGCCUGUGAAGGAAUCAGCACCUGUACCUCCCCGUGCACCAGCUAGCGCUGCAGGCUCGAGGCCGUCUUCACGCGCAAGCUUUAGACAGGCUCCUAAGCCUCUGGCCCCUGCUCCUAUGUCCCAGAGUGAAAUAGAGCAGCUGAUAAGCGCAAUUCCCGCAAGUGACCCCGUCAUGCCAUCGCAACCUCAAGGCCAGAAUACCGCUUGGGCUGCUGGCCCAAUGAGUGAUUUCACCGCUGCAGAGACCCCUGCCCCGCAACGAGUAGCAGAGGACGGUAAAGUCCGCAGUGGGGCGGGUGCGAGAAGAUUAAGACAGGUUCAGGCUCGCCUUGAUAAGUGCAUUCGCGAUGGGCAGGUUCCCCCUUACUGUGAGAACUGUGGCGCGAUCGAAACACCCACGUGGCGUAGGGCCUGGUCCAAGGAAAUCAUUGGGAAUGAGCAAGAGGCCGAUGUGAUGAAGAAGGAUUCGGGCAUGUUGUUUUGGCAGUCUCUGGAGCGGGAUGAUCAAGACAAAGUUACCAAAUUCAAGAUCUACAAGAAGAGUCUCGCUGAUGCCGACAAUGACUUUGCUCAAGUCCUUCUUUGCAACCAGAACAAAUGGAACAAGUCUUCAAAUGGCAAGAGGAAGCGUCCCCCUAGGAACCGCAGGGGAGGUGGCCCCCUUUCAACCAAUGGUGCUGCAACCAGGAGCCGAAGCCGAGCCGAAUUGACCAAAGUGGACGGAUCCUCGCCCGUCGCAUCCGAUGCCUCGUCGCCGGCCGCAGAAGACGGCAUAACCCCUCGUGAUGGCAACAAUAAUGAAAACGAGAACGAGGAUGAUUCCCAGGACCCCCCAUCCAAGCGGCGGCGCGCAACCAGCUUGGAGCCCCGGAAGUCAUCGGACACUGCGGGAAGUCGUUGGCAAGAGGACAAUGCGAUCGAGGCCCUCAGGCGAGCUAUCCAGUCUAGUCCUGCUAGGAAUCUCGAGAGUCGUAAUUCUGCCACGGCGGGUGAGAAUAGUCUUACUCCCAAAUCCGUACGGAGAGUUCUGUUUCCUAAUUCGCAGGCUGAGGGCGGCCCUCUGAAAGCUCUAGGCGAGUCGGUUCUAAACAGCCCACGCCGCAGCCCUCGCGUAGCUUCUCACGAGUCUACCAAGCAACCUCAGGACAAAGAGAAUGGCGCUUCUGACCUAGACUGUCUCUUUGAGAGCCCGAGCUUUGAGCUAGACUUGCCUACGAGCCCUACACCACGGCGACGCAAUCCUCGCACCGGCAUUUUGGGUGAAAAAUCGCUUUCGUUUCCGGGUCACUCACCUUCGUCGUCUAAAGUACGGAAGGACGUCAACACAACCCCCACGAAGCUUACCGCGCAACGGCUCCAACGCAUUCAAAAUAGCCCCGGGUCAACGCCACGCCAGGGAAAAACUCCCAAGCAGAUGCGCCUUCACAUGCCUGACUUGCCCUCUCUUCCCGACGAUGCCUUCAGUGCGGAUGCAUUCGACGGGAUGGACAAAGUGAUUGUGGAUAUCUUCUCUGAUGCAGCUUCUGCCACGAACGCUGACUCCUUGUUCGGCUUUGAUCCAAGCAAAUGUCCGUCCAGUAGCAACUGGCCGGAUUGGCUGCCGUCGGACUACGUCUCGCCCAAUGGAUCUGAGGAAGAGCAGAACAACGGAGAUGAUGAUUCUGGUAAUCUCAUCAACGCGCUUCUGUCCAACCCAGACCUUCAUAAAGAAAACCAUUUUGAUAUCUUCAAUCUUGAUCCGAACCUCCUUGAUUCUGGAUUUUUCAGCUCCGAUGCCCUCGAUACCGACGUCAUGGCCCUGAAUGUCAAGGCUAAGCCGGCCGAGGGAUCGAGCCACAAAGAACAAGCACAAAACAAUACGCCUAAUGUUUCAUGA
Molecule: messenger RNA, 3435 nt
Organism: Aspergillus nomiae NRRL 13137
Lineage: Eukaryota; Fungi; Ascomycota; Eurotiomycetes; Eurotiales; Aspergillaceae
Product: putative GATA transcription factor (Ams2)
Exons: 5
Coding region: 1-3435 (1144 amino acids)
Biological process (GO): regulation of transcription by RNA polymerase II; rDNA heterochromatin formation; silent mating-type cassette heterochromatin formation
Molecular function (GO): sequence-specific DNA binding
Source: RefSeq, a predicted model, not a curated record